Messenger RNA from Cyclocybe aegerita, 513 nucleotides. The record is from the annotation of a GenBank genome assembly. NCBI's taxonomy places the organism in Eukaryota, Fungi, Basidiomycota, Agaricomycetes, Agaricales, Hemipholiotaceae.
AUGUCGAACGUUCUCCGACCAUACCUUGCAGCGGUCAGAUCAACUCUCACUGCCGCUCUGACAUUGGAGAAUUUCUCCUCGCAGGUUGUAGAACGGCACAACAAACCAGAGGUUGAAUGUGGGACGUCAAAAGAAGUCCUUCUCAACCCCCUCACCAUCUCACGCAAUGAGAACGAACGCGUCCUGAUCGAACCGUCAGUCAAUUCCAUAAGACUGAGCAUCAGGAUCAAGCAAGCCGACGAGAUCGAGCGCAUUCUAUGCAACAAGUUUACGCGAUUCAUGAUGCAACGGGCAGAGAGCUUCAUUGUGCUGCGGCGGAAACCAGUACCAGGUUAUGACAUUUCAUUCCUGAUAACAAACACGCAUACGGAGACCAUGCUUAAGCAUAAAAUCGUUGAUUUCAUCAUACAAUUUAUGGAAGAAGUUGACAAAGAAAUCAGCGAAAUGAAACUUAGCCUGAAUGCAAGGGCUCGGAUCGUUGCUGAAUCGUACCUUACCGCGUUCAAUACAUGA